Molecule: messenger RNA, 245 nt
Organism: Pyricularia grisea
Lineage: Eukaryota; Fungi; Ascomycota; Sordariomycetes; Magnaporthales; Pyriculariaceae
Exons: 2
Coding region: 81-245 (54 amino acids)
Source: RefSeq, a predicted model, not a curated record
AAAAUCGACAUGCAUAUGCUUGCGAGUCCAUCACUAUAUGUGCCGAGUCUCGAGUCCACCUUCCUGAGAGGUGGCUGGGGAUGGAGAUAGAGUACCAGUACGGAGCACUCUACAUGGGCCCCUCUGGAUUGAGCUCAUAUCGGACGGGAUGCCAACAACAACACUAUUGGAGCCAGCAUAUCCCCAGUCUCGGCAAGCGCGCAACACCUGCCAACAACAAAUUCAACUACGGCGGGCGGUUGUAA